UGUGUUUCGCUCAGUUGCGAUUAAAUAUUCGGUUAGUUUGGACGUGUUAACGGUGAGCGAGCACCAGACAAAUACUAAAAUUGCAAUAAACAAAUGUGGCAAUAGUCUUCGCUGAUCCAUAGUCGAUUUAAAAUUUGUCUGGGCAGACGAAUAUCGAGCUGCCAACAAGAAAGUUGUGUUUUCCGGUCUUAAAUUAUAUGUGAGAAUUUAAUUAAAAUUUCCGAUAUCGAAACAAAACUGGUUGUUAGAAGAAUUCAGUGCUUCUGUUGAAUUAAUUUGUGGAUUUGGAAUGUGAACGUUGGUGACAGUGCUAAAUUUGAAAUUCGAAACGAAACUCGUUAAAUUCUAGUUUCUCAAAGUGUAAAGUGUGAAAGAAUUUGAGAAUUAUUUAAAUCACAACCAUACACACAAAAAUAUUAACGAAAGUAGAUAAAACUAUUUGUGUCCUUUACCAAAGUUGCUUCAAAAUCUGGUUAGAAAUUGAAAUACGAAAAGAUUAUUAAUUCAAUUUCGAACUGAGUAAAACUGCCGAGCAUAAAAAGAGACACGGAAGUGUAAAAUACGCCGCAACCCAAGUUUCAAAUCUACAGUUGCACAAAUAUGUACAUACAUACAUUUACAAAUACACAACCGCAGAUAUAUUGACACUUUAGUCGGUAGACACAUUUGCCAAGGGUUACAAAGGGAAGUUUGAAAAAGGCAAAAGACAACAUUUGUGGCAAAUUCGUUAAAAUUAUUUGCAUAAUUCUGACACACUGCUCGGUUAAAUAGAAGUCGCACGCAUAAAAACAAGGAGAAGCGUAAAGCCACCAACAAAAUCAACCAAGGCAACAGGAUUCUAUAAACGUUGGCUCCGAAGGUGAAUAGGCGCCCCACGGAAAAGCGGCAUUCAUUGACUAUAUAAGUCAACUGGGGAAUGACAUAGAACCAGUCAUUAUUUACAUACAUAUCUCCGAUGCUGCUUAGAUGCCAACCAUAUCUCGAAAUCCAUAACUACCCACACUGAUAAGAGCUGGAUUUAAAGGACUCUUACAAGUAGCAGCUUAAGCAUUUUAGAAAAUCGAAUUAAUUUACUACCAGCAACAAACACAAUGCAGCUGUUAAUCUUCAUCUUAGCCUGUUUGGCACCCUCUAUUAAGGCAUAUCACGUAUCAGCCGCAUCAGCGGGAGUUUCUUUCAUCAACGAAAAUGAUCUGGAUCGAGUGCCACAGUCAACCAAUACACAGAAUGCGGCAUCGAAAACGUUGCGAAAUCGUCGAAUGUACGCUAUGUGUCCGCCUCACUUUCAAAGAGUCGGUACCGAAUGUUAUUCGAUCCUGCCACAGUCCAGCAGCUGGUUAGAGGCGCACUUUUUCUGCAAGGACAAAAAUGCAAAAUUGGCAGAACCACAAAAGAAUGCCGAUCGCAAAUUGCGUAACUUCCUCAAGCACUACGAUGCUGAGCGGCUAUUUGCAGUAAAUGAACCCAUUUGGAUUGGCGCUACUUACGAUUGGCAAAGUAAUGUAUGGCAGUGGAGUAUUAGUGGCAAAAACCUAACCUAUGACGCAUUCAGUCGGAUGGAACCUGAGAUCAGACAGAAUUUGGAAAACCAUUGCGCUGUGUAUGACCCAAAUCUGGAUUACAGGUGGUCUGCACGUCCUUGUCCGGACAAAUUCCGUUUCAUUUGUCAACAUAAAAUGCCGAAAGUCAGUGAGAAGAAUCGUCACAAAGUCUACAAUCGUUGGAAUGCCACCUACCCACAUGAAUUCGCGAAUGAAGUUAUAUUGGAGGUGAUGGAUCAACCCGGCAAAAACGGACCCAGGUCCAAUGUUAUCGUCAAGGCCGUCGGCAGCGAGGAACAGAUCGUCAUCCCCAAGACCCGCACUCAACGUCAAGGUGGAAAUCGCGGACGCGGACGUGGUCGCCCUCACGACUUGCGCCGCCGCCCCCAAAACACCCAAACUAGACCGAGUGUUCAUCCAAACGAUAUCGAUUCUGAAUCGACCGACAAAUCGACACCCACUUCAUUAACAACGGCAGUACGUUAUAACGAAAUACCCGCUCCUACGACAACGGCUCCAGUUACAGGACCACGCCGGCAUAGCCAUCCACGAACGCCCCACGACCGCACCGUGUGGCGGCAACGACAGAAGGAGAUGCGUCGGCUGCAACGUAAAAAAGAGCGAAGUCAACACAUGCAACAGGAAAAGGAACGACGUCUGAUCGAGCAACGUCAACGCAUACGAGAAAAUCAGUUGCGUAUGCAGCAACAACGCGAACGUGAGCAACAAGUACAAGAUCAAGAGCAACAGGACCAGCAACAAAAAUCACAUGAACAGCGAGAGCAACCGGAACAGUCCAACCGCGAAGUAGAUGAACUGCGCCAGCGCGAAGCUGCCGACCAAGAACGCCAACGCCAGCAACAGCUGCAACAGGAAGAGGCGGAAGCCAAGCGAAUCGAACGCGAGAAAAGCCAACGCGAAUUGAAGGCACUGAAAGAAGAGCAGAAAAGGCGUGAGGAAGAGUAUAAUAGCGCCGAGCGCAUACGCCAGGAGCGUAUAAGUCGCCAGCGCGAACGCGAACAGCAGGAACGCAAAGAGCGAGAGGAAGCGCAGCGCAAGGCCGAAGAAGAACGCGCCAAGGAGGAGGAAAAGCGGGAACAAGAACGUUUCGAGAAGGAGAAGCAGCAACGGGAAGAAUACGAAGAACGCUUGAAAAAGGCAGAGGACGAUCGUGAACGACAGCUGCAUGAGCAACAGGAACGAAAGCGCCAGGAAGACGAAUACAACCGUAAGCGAUUAGAAGAAGAGGAAAAACAACGUCAAGAGGAAAUCAAGCGACAGCAAGAAGAGGAAGAGAAGCGGCUGGAGCUGCAGCGACUCGAAGAAGCGCGUAAGCUAGAGAAACAAGAGCUGGAGCGUCUUGAGGAGGAGAAUCGCCGCCGGGAAGAACUGCUGCGCCAACGGGAAGAAGAGAUCGCGCGGCGCGAGGAAGAACAACGGAAAUUCGAAGAGGAAGAGGAGCGCUUAAAGAAGGAGCUCGAAGAAGCGGAAAGACGACGUAAAGAAGAACACGAAGCCCAGAUCAAUCAGGAGGAAGAAGCACUCAAGGCACAAGAGGAGGCCGAACGAAGAGCAGCGGAAGAGCAGGAACGUCAACGACAAGAACGAUUUGAAGCGCUGAAAAAGCAAGAAGACGAGCGUGUGCGACAAGAGCUACAAGAAAAGAAACGCAAGUAUGCAGAGCGACUAUCGCGCCUCUCACCCGAGGACCAACGCAAAUUCUUCGAAAUGCGAAAAGGACGAAAGGCCAAGAAACUACAAGAAUUACACAAACAACAACAACAAGCGAAUGGCGGCAACGAGGCCUUCGAAGACAAGUAGAUAGAGUGCAGGAAAUUCGCCAAAUCAAAUGAUAUUAGAAUUAAUGGGAUAACUGCUGUAUUGAGCCGACCCUAAACAAGGAAAUGAAGUCGCUGCUCGACUGUUGUAGCUUUGAUUUAUCCCAAAAACCUCGUUAAGAAAUUAAGCUAAAUAUAAGUCAUUUUAAUUUAUGUGUGUAAGUCAUUGCUGCCAUUCUCUUUUAUUUCGAAACACGCUCAAUGCUUCUUGUUUUUAGGUCUUCAAAAUACUUUUUUUUCUAAUUUGAUAAAAUGCAAAAAUUUAAGAAAUAAGAUUUAAAAAAAAAAAUGUAUGUAUGCGUUAAUAAUGCCACGGAGGCACUAGUAUUAGCUUUAGUUGCAAACGAGCAGCGUUCCAGUGACGGCUACUGCUUGACAGCAGUUGAAAGUACUCUCGAUUGUAAAUUACGAAAAUAAAAUAUUGUAUUCUCAUAUAGUUAUUGAUUUAUAAGUGGAUCUACAAUAGGCAGCUUAAGAAAAAAUAAUAAUAAUUUAAAUAAAUAAUAAUAAUUUCAGAAAGUCGCAAAAUAAGAGUUGUUCGUUUGUUUGUAAAUAAGAUGCACACAGAUUGGAAAAUAAAAUUUUGAAGAGUGCAUGCACGACCCCUACCGUUUUGUAACUGUAAUUUACGAUUCAACACAUGUACACAUAAUGAUUAUACAAACAUAAUAGUUUUAAUUCUAAUUUAUGUAAUAUUUAUGUAAAAGCACUACCAACUUUUCCUUAAACAUCCAAUAAUUUUACACCUAAGGGAUUCACAAGAUAAGUAUGCAAAUGUUCUACCAAAAUUUUACACAGAAUACAUCUGCAUAAGCACACAUGUAAAUACAUACAUAGAUGCAAAGCAGGAACUAUUCCAGAAAUGCCAUAAACAAAACAUUAUUUUGGGAGUUGUUUAGUUCUUCCAAAAAAAAAGAGUACUAAUAAUAAAAUAGCCGAGCAAAAUACCAACAACUGCUUACGGCACAACCAGUGACGACUGGUUCUUUUAUGAUUUUUUCCGACGAAUUAGAACCGUUUUUUGAAAUUAUUAGAUGGGCUCAAGUUUUUGAGAUAUU
Molecule: messenger RNA, 4437 nt
Organism: Rhagoletis pomonella (apple maggot)
Lineage: Eukaryota; Metazoa; Arthropoda; Insecta; Diptera; Tephritidae
Product: trichohyalin-like
Exons: 8
Coding region: 1092-3362 (756 amino acids)
Source: RefSeq, a predicted model, not a curated record